GCAAGAUCUGACACUGAUUAUUUGGUCACCGCUUGUUCUGUUCUCUCAAUACUUAUAGUAAAAAUAAAAUAAAUAAUAUUUUACACAUUUGUAUGACCCGUUGAGGUAGGAUCCAGUGUGGGUCCUAGUUCAGACUUCAUGCACUCUAGCCCAUGAGUGGUUCUGAUAGUGGUGAGGAGGGGGAACAGCUAGUCAGUCACUUGAGGAUAACCCGGAGAACUGCACGCAGCCUACCGUUAACCUUUCUUAGCUUAGGCCGAGGGGAGGAACGGAGGCAACGUUGGGAAGCCAGAGAACGGCAGGCAGCGAGAAGGGCAGCAGACGCAGCCGCUAGUGCGGCAUUUGCACAGGAGAUGGCACAAGCUAGAGACCGUGCAACCGCAGAGGUUGCAAUGUCAGCCCCAGCUGCUGCCGGAGGUCAGGGCACCUCAUCAGGGCAGGCACAGGGAAGUCCUCAGAGUUCUGGUAGCCCGGCUGCUGGACAGCAGAUCGUCCCGCAGCAACCACUCACACCGGAGGAUCUUGAGAUCCAAGAAGCGGACGCUCUUCACGCGAGGUUAGAGGAGGAGUUGAGAGAAGCAGCGGAGAGAAGACAAAGAGCUAGAGAUAGAAAAGCCAGAUUAGAGAGUAGAGCUAGGGAGUUGAGUGAGCUAGAGGGACUAGAUGAAGUGCAAUGGGAUCCUGCUUUGAAGUCGAUGCGUUGCUCGCUAUUAUGCGUUGCAGAAGCGCAGCAGACACAACAGGAUGUGUUGAAUGAUCUGGUGGCAGGCCAGCAGCAGAUACUGGAUGCCUUGCGGGGGCUUCGUAUGAGGCCUCAGCAACCCCGGCCUUUUGUCUCUCCCCCUCGAGGUGCAGGACCAUCGAUGUCGCUGCCACCUGCGGGGCAGUUCUCUUCUCCCAUGUUUGGCAUGCCUCCCACAGGCGGUGUACCAAUAGUUGGUGGUCAGGUCCAUAGAGUUUCUCCCGUACCGUCGACGACAGUGGUGACUGCAGUACCGUUGUCCGGACCACAGGUUAGUGUACAGCCGCCUGUGUCUGGGGUGACACAGCCCCAGCCGGUACCUGUAGUCCAGCAAAUGCAAUGGAUCCCAAAGAUUCCCAUGUUGAGUCCCAAGCCUUUCUCAGGCGAUAAAAAGCAGGAGGAGGACAUCGACGUGUGGGUGAGGACGGUGCCUACAUAUGUCAGGCACAAGCUCACAAGAAAGGAAGAGGAAGUCAUCGUUGCUCCGUCCUUUUUAGAGGGAUCAGCAGCAAAGUGGUUAGGAGGAUUAGUACAGCAAGCAGGUUACAAUCAGGACUUCGAUGGCUGGGCUCAGUCUCUGUCAUUGGAAGAAUUCGUGCGGACUGUGUACAACAGGUGGCGAGACCCGCAAGGGGCUCAGAAGGCCACAGACGCGAUCAACAACCUGACAGCCAAGCGCUACAGGAAUGUUCGUGAAGUCACAGACCUCGUGGAGAAACUGAUUGUGAUACCUGGCGUGCAGUAUAAUCCACACGUACUCCUCACAGACUAUCUGAGAUGUCUGCCUACAGACGUCCGGAACAAACUGGUGGAUGAGGCCUACAUAGACCAACAUGACUUUGCCUCUUUCAGUAAGAAGGCCUUAAACUUAGAGGCUAAAUUGGGAUCCGCACAGCAAACGCCAAUAGAUGGUAGGAAAAAGAAACUGCCCCAAGACUGGAAAAAGAAAGGUCAACUCAUGUUUGUUGACCACGACGGUCAAGCCACUGAGAUUGACGACUUCCCAGACCUUGGGGAGGACACAGAGCAUGACGGGGUUAGUGAGACUUCGGAUGGGGGAAUCGUAACACCGAUCAAGGAAAAGACUAAGAGGACCGGGAAGAAGAAGGUAGGACGGUCCACGGGUCAAGGCGACCAAGGGACCCCUGCAUGGGUCAAACUUGGUUUAGAUUAUGAGGUGUGGAGGGACCGAGUUGCACGAGGCACGUGUAUGAACUGUGGCAACUUUGGCCACACUAAUAGAACGUGUAAAGGCAAGAAGGUUACUGCGAAGGUGGCCAACCCAACUGUGGUGGGCUUAUCUUCGAACCUUGGGAGUACGUCUGCGAGUAGCUCCCAGGGAAACACCUCAGGCCAAUAGGAGUUUUAGCCGCUCUUACUCGC
This is a messenger RNA of Chara braunii, 2125 nucleotides long. The record is from the annotation of a GenBank genome assembly. NCBI's taxonomy places the organism in Eukaryota, Viridiplantae, Streptophyta, Charophyceae, Charales, Characeae.